AUGAGAACAAGUGACUCAAGAUAUCUGCAACUUCUUCAACGUCUUCGGAAAGGCGAAUGUACAGCUGAUGAUCAUGAAUUACUGACGACACGAGUUGUAGACCCAAAUCACGAUGUGAAAUCUCUCGAUACAGAUGAAUGGAAAAAAGCACCGAUCCUCGUUUUCAGAAAUGAAUUACGCACUGAAUUGAAUGUUCUAGCUACCGUGUUCGAAGCAUUUGAAAAGAAUGUUAAGCCGUUGGUAUGCAUUGCUCAAGACGAAUUGAAAAUUAACAUCGACAAUCCGGAUUUUCACAAGCACCUCCUCGAAUUACCAGAUAAUAAAACAAAAUACCUACCUGGAUACUUACCGUUAGUUCCGGGCAUGUAUGUUCUAUUGACGCAAAACAUAGCUACAGAAUUGAAAUUAUCUAAUGGUACAACGGGAAUAUUUCGCGAAUUAGUCUACGAGCAAGCAGAUAACAAUCUCAGCAACGUGGAUACAACAAAGUUUCCAACACAAUCCAUCUAUAUCCAAAAACCAUUGUAUGCGCUAGUAGAAAUAGAGAAUUCACGAACAAACAAAGUGUUUGAUACACUUCCUCCGAAACUCAUACCAAUUCCUCUUGUAACACAAAAAUUCAUGGUGAAUAUCAAAGGUUUCCUGGAGGAACACAAAGAUGAAUUAAAACAAGGAGGGAAAAAACUGAAAAGCCACAACCUUACAAUUAAAAGAACACAACUACCACUCGUGCCCACGUACGCUAUGACUACCCACAAAAGUCAAGGACAAACGAUGCCCAAAAUCGUUGUCGAUCUUGUCUUUCCUCCGAGACCCUGCAAACCUCCGGUUGCACAAGCCUAUGUACCGCUAUCGCGAGUGAAGGAAUUGAAACAUUUAGUUAUUUUAAGGGAAUUUGACAUUAAGAACAUACGGAUCAAACCGAACGAAGAGCAGCUGCGAGAAUUAAAUCGACUCGACGCAUUAGAGAAGGAAACCAGGAAGAGGUAUGAACUCAAAUCUUCCAUUUUUUAACUUUCUCCGUUCCUUUUUUUGGCGAUAUUUAUUUUGUCUAAAAUUCGCGAAAGUCGACGUAGUAGUGAAAAUUAACAAUCGGCAACGAUUAAAUCUAAUCGACCGCGUCCGCUGCUUCUGUGCUUCGAAAAUUCCCCCACCGCUAUACAUAAAGAAAUAGCCCCUGACAUUGAUCCGCAGUAACUCGUGUAUAUAUUUGUAAAUAUGCCGUCCAAUUACAUUUGUGAUUUUUUUUGUUUUUAAUUUUGUGUUUGUUCUUCUUAUUUCUUUAGUACAUUGCUUUUUAGCAUUUUAUCGGAUCCCUACACGCCGUAUACACGAUAUUUGUAUAUGCUUCAUUACAGUGUGAAGUCGAAAAUACUUCUAACUAUGUGAAUAACAAGUAGCCAAUUCGGUACACUUCACUCGAUAUUACUGUGUACUCGAUAUUUGCACAGAAAGCUUGUUUAUUCAGACACCGCAGUAGAAGUAUAAUUCGAGAAAGAAACACCCAUAGAUGGAGAAAUGUUGUCGUUUCUUUUUAUGGUAUAUUCAGAGUAGAGAGUUGCGGGUACCGUUCGGCACUUUAAAAUGUUAAAAAGUUUUGAAAAUCUCUUGUCUAAAAAUGCCUAUUUCUUUAGCUAUUAACCGGGGGCGUCCUCCCAUUCAGAUUUGGUUCAAACUUGCUAGAUUCUAGAGGACACUUCAAAAUAUAUAUGAAAAAAUUUUGGAGGUUUACGGACUUGUAGUUUUCGAGAAAAAAAUUUUUAAUUUUUUUGGCUUGUUUUGCCCAUUUUUUAAAAUAUAAAUAAAAUUUUUACUUUUCAGUUUGAAACCUCGGUUCUGUAACCAAUCGAUAGAGUGCCUCGAGAUGUAUAUGUGAAAAGAUUGUCGUCGUUCCCCGGCAAUUUUUGGCGGAGAAAUUCGGAUUUGACCUUCAUAAUGUUUUUUUGGAGCCCAAAACUGUGCUUUUUCGCGAUCUUGCCUGUAGUUUUUCUCCGAGGAAGCAUUUUCGAGCGAAAAUAUGAGUGUAGAACUUGUUUAUCAUGUUGUUUUCUAUGAGAUAAUACUUUUCUGUCGCUAAAUUUCUUAAGGCCAAUCUCUAAAACUAAAAAUAUUGAGACGCUGCAAUGAGGAGAAAAGGCGCUCAAACUUUUACGCUACUUUCUCUUUUCUUUUGAGCCAGAAGAUAGCUUUCAGAAAAUCUUCAGCGCAUCGAACAUAGACACUGUCACAUACGGAAUCGUCCAGGACCUUGCACAGAGUUUCGCUUCAGGAAAGCAUUGUGGAACAAAAGUGUGGCAAUAAAAAUUGUUCAGCAUCAAAUUCUGCGUGAAACAACCAAAGGAAUUUUUGAAAUUCGUAAAACUCAAUUUUUAAAUUAAAUUUUACGAAAAUUGAAACUGCAAAAAACAGUAUUUUGAGCUUGACAAUCGAGUUUAAGACAUUUCAAAAAUUCCUUCGGUAGUUUCACGGAGAAUUUGAUGCUGAACAAUUUUUGGUCCCACACUUUUAUUCCAUAACGCUUUCCUAAGGCGAAAGACUGUUCAGGGCUUUCUUAAAAAUACUUUUUGCACUAGAAAUGAUAUGGGCAAAUCAAAAUCAAGUUUCUCCGUCAGACUUCACCCGAUAACGGCAAAAAUUGUUUUUUUAUAUAGAUCUCAAUGUGCUCUCUCCAAUGACGGCAUGCAAGGUUCUAUCUCGAAAAAUGAAAUAUUUAUGAAAGUUUUAAAAACUAGACAAAAAACCUAAGCAGAACUUUAAAAAAAAAUGUCCGAAAAACUACGCACCCCGAAACCAAAAAAAGGCUUGAAGUAUAUGUUUUGAAGUGUGCUCUAUAAGCUGGUCGAAAAAAGGGGGGAAGGACACCCCUUAACUAACGCUUAAUAGGCAAUGAACUACACUGUUUUCGACGUCCCGGGUAUUCCGUCCAUCCACUUGCACAUUUUCUUUUAGAGACAAAAAGACGUGUUCAAAAAAAUUACAUUUUUCUCUCAGUUUCCGUCAUGAGAAUGCAAAAUUUGAAUAUAUUCAAAAUUCUUUCUAGUUUACGUAAUUUUUCGCAUAUAUUUCUAGAAGAUCCUUCAGAAAGUCAAUAAUGAAAUUUUUUCCUCAUCAUCUCAAAUAAUUGAGAAAAAGGACGAUAGUAAAGUAUAUACUCGAUAGCUCAGUGGACAGAGCAGACAGAAACAGAAUUCUUACGGCGUGCGUUCAAUUCCUGCUCAACUCGCUAUAUAUUUUUGCUUCUUUUGUUUCUUUCUCUUAAAAACUUUCCAAAAGCUUUUUUGCUUCCCGACUGGCAGUAUCCCGCGCCGAUUUUGAUGGAUACAUAUACAAUCGACUAUCCUCUAUCCGAAAAUGUAGUUUCCAUCCACUCUAGUUCUAUUUAAAAAUUUUACCUAUCGGUUAUAUGAGAUAAAAGUCAAGAGAACAAUAUAAAUUCUUAUAAGAGAGAAGAAUAAAUAAAAAAGAGUGCCCUUACUUUCUUACUCAAAUAGGAUUAAUCAAUCAAAAAAGACGAUAAGCUAGCACUAACCUCGCUCCUAGCAUUUAGUCCUAGCGUAUCUUAACCCAGCAUAACUGAGAAAUGUUGCGAAUUUAUGUGAUUUCACAGAAAAAGGGUACAAUGUAAUAUAAAGCUAAAAAGUUUUCUGGACACCCACAGAAGAUCCGAAGAGACGCUGUAAGUAUUUCUGAUCAAUUCGCCAUGGUAGACUAUCUGUUUUCUGUAACUUUUAUUAUCCUUAUGCGACUUUUUUUGUGUUAUCAAAACGGACUGAUUUCUGGUGACCUCUAUCUCCCCACCACAGAAACGUUUGCUUAGUUUUUUUUCUCUCUGUAUCAGUAAUUAUUUUUCCAGUCAUCUCUUUGAAUAUUUUCUCCCUUCUGUAAAUUCUGUAAAAAAUAAUUUUCUACUUCCCUCUCUUGUGAUUCGCUUAUCCAUAGAAUAUCUAGUACCCAUUUUUCCGUAUUUUGCGCACACACAGACACACAGACACACAGACAGACAACCAGUUUGUAAGACCCUAGACUAAAGUCAAGGGAAUAAGGAACCCGCUGUCGGAUUCACCGACAAAUUUUGCAUUUGGCGCCCAAUUUUUAUCCAAUUUGGUUCAGCGCGGAGCAAGCACCAGAUUUUCUAAUGGAAACAAAACGAGUAGCAAGACAAAAUAACUAAGGAGACAGGCUAAACAGUAAAGGGAAGAUGGACAUCAUAGAAAUUAAAAAGUACUGUGUCUACAGUUAUUCAGAUCUGUUUGUUUGUUGAAUAUACAUGAGGACUACAUCCAAUGAACAUGCUAAAGUGUCAUGAUCUACGCAACCCAAUAGCAGUGUCAACUGUGAAAGUAGACAUGAAAGAAAGUUUUUGUAGAAGAUAUUGCCGUUAAGUAAAGUACAAAAAAUAGUGGUAGAUAUCCUCCUUAUAAUCUUCACAAUUACAUUCAAGUGAAUGUAUGUAACCACGCUGACAGAGAUAGUAAUUUAGUCGCUGAAUAUAUGUGUUUAUUCGUAUAAAGAUAACUUAACCCAAGCAUGAAAUUCAUAAGAAAUAAGCUAGCUGCUCUUGUUGAAGAAGUGCCUACUUCUCCAGCUAGCUAAAAGAGUAAAAUUUAGCGGAUGUAGCUAGCUGCAACAGGACAAACACGUUAACCCACUUCAGUACUAAUUGUAGCGGGUAUAUGAGUGAAUUGCAAGCCAUUUGUACCGUUUGCACGGAAAAAAUGGUCUCGUAUGGUAUCUCCUGCAGUUGUUAAUCAAACUUGACGAUUUCUAUAGGAUAUAUUACCCAUACCCAUGGCUAGUUCGUCCACUAAGAUUGGCCUAACAACUGCUAGAGAUUUCGAGAUUUUUAAAAAAUAAUGUCAGUUUUUCAUCAAAAUUUCAAGUGGCCACGUCGACCAGUGA
Molecule: messenger RNA, 4899 nt
Organism: Didymodactylos carnosus
Lineage: Eukaryota; Metazoa; Rotifera; Eurotatoria; Philodinida; Philodinidae
Source: the annotation of a GenBank genome assembly